Suricata suricatta (meerkat) is the source of this 2674-nucleotide messenger RNA. RefSeq names its product akirin 1 (gene AKIRIN1). Gene Ontology annotation, biological process: positive regulation of transcription by RNA polymerase II; negative regulation of skeletal muscle satellite cell proliferation; positive regulation of myoblast differentiation. Bases 127 to 705 code for a protein of 192 amino acids. NCBI's taxonomy places the organism in Eukaryota, Metazoa, Chordata, Mammalia, Carnivora, Herpestidae. The record is from RefSeq and is a predicted model, not a curated record. Gene Ontology annotation, cellular component: nucleus; chromatin. Gene Ontology annotation, molecular function: transcription coregulator activity. The transcript is spliced from 6 exons.
CCAGUGCCGCUGCCGGGUGCUGGAGGCGCCAUUGGAGCCGGUUUGGCUUGCGAGCUCCGCUGAGGAGUCGGAGGUUGGGCUGCAGUUGCCUCCGCGUCCGCUCCCGGUCUCUGGCCCCUUGGCGGCAUGGCGUGCGGGGCGACUUUGAAGCGGCCCAUGGAGUUCGAGGCGGCGCUACUGAGCCCUGGCUCCCCGAAGCGGAGGCGCUGCGCCCCUCUGCCCGGCCCCACUCCGGGCCUCAGGCCCCCGGACGCCGAGCCGCCGCCGCUGCUCCAGACGCAGACCCCAUCGCCGACUCUGCAGCAGCCCGCCCCGCCCGGCGGCGAGCGGCGCCUUCCAACACCGGAACAAAUUUUUCAGAACAUAAAACAAGAAUAUAGUCGUUAUCAGAGGUGGAGACAAUUAGAAGUUGUUCUUAAUCAGAGUGAAGCUUGUACUUCGGAAAGUCAGCCUCAUUCUACAGCCCUCACAGCACCUAGUUCUCCAGGUACCUCCUGGAUGAAGAAGGACCAGCCCACCUUUACCCUCCGACAAGUUGGAAUAAUAUGUGAGCGUCUCUUAAAAGACUAUGAAGAUAAAAUUCGAGAGGAAUAUGAGCAAAUCCUCAAUACCAAACUAGCAGAACAAUAUGAAUCUUUUGUGAAAUUUACACAUGAUCAGAUUAUGCGACGAUAUGGGACAAGGCCAACAAGCUAUGUGUCCUGAAGCUUUCUUGCAUAUCUGGGUACCAGGUUUGACCUCAAGAGAUGGCUGCUGUACACUUUUUGCAACUGGUUUGAUAUCACAUUUCAGCUCCAACUUUGCAUCCUGAGAACACUUAAACGUUUCUGCAGGUCCAUUUUAUACAACUUGAAAGACCUUAAAACUUUCUGGUUGCCACAAGCAUAUCUUUCUUUUCUGCUCAUCCAAUAAACAGCUGUGCCCUACUGUGAUAGAUUUUCCAAACAAAAAUACCUGGAGCAGCAGUUUAGCAAAAUAUGCCCUCAGUGGCACUCAGCAAAUGGAGAUUCCCCAAGCACAGUUCUGUAAGAAGUGUGUGUGAGAGAGAGAGUGUGUGUGUGUGUGUGUGUGUGUGUAUUUUAAGUUAUUAUUUGUAUUGUGCAAAUUUUUUGAUCUUGGGGAGUCUGGCUGUGAAUUUGAUGCACGACAAUUAUGGUUAAAAACAUUUGCUUGGUCUACAGAAGAUCAUUAAUGUUUUGUGGCCAUAUAAGUUGUAAUGGUGGAUUGUUUUAUGUGUAGGUAUUAUUAUUAAAUACAGGGACUGUUUCCAGGCACAGAAUAUGAAUCAUAAGUUAGGAUGGACAUUAGAUGUGAUUAUGAUGACAUAGCAAAGGUCUGUGGUCCUAGGUCUACAAAUGCGUGGUGAGGAAUUAGGACAGGACAAACUGGAGACGGGCUGUUUGACACGUGGACUCUGCCCAGCCAUGUUGAAAAAUACUUGACUCCAAGCCUUAAAAUAUCCAUGUGGAGUCUGUGCUCACCUCAUUCACACAAAGAGCUCCCUGGACACUGAACCUCUAAAAAGAAAAAGUCUCCCCUGGAGCAGGAGCAUCAGGGUUUGCUUGGGAGCACAACAUAGGUGAGUGCGGGGCUGGGCCAGCCCCUGGUGGCACUGCUACUUGGGAGGAGCCGCUUUGCCUUUGAAUCGGUUAUUACAAACAGAAUUAGGGUCCUUUGGUCAGGUUCCCCCAAAUUCUUUUUAGGAGGUGACCAUGUUCAAUUGCUUGAGCUUUGUUUUGGCAACCCCCCUGCCCAAAGUUGCUUACAGACUGUUCUUCACCUUGUUCCUGAGGCCGAGGAACAGAAAGUAGCCUCUGUUUUGAGGAGGUGGAAGUUAUGUAUACAUUUAUUUUUUACUGUGACUUGUUCAGGACCACAUUUUACAAAAUGCCUUGUUUCCUUUAUUAUUGUUUCUGGAAAGGAAAGUUCUAUUAAAACUGUUUUAGUUUGACUAUAGAAUAGUUUUAUUAAUUAGGGCUUAUUUUGAAAAAUUCUGAGUUAUAAAUCAAAAGUAUGCCAGUACCUUCCAAAGUAAGGUAAUAUUCAGAGACAGUUGUUCUGAUCAGAUGGCUUAGAGAAAUUCUGGAAUAUUCAUAUUCGAAGAUUCCUUAUUAAUGAAUGUCUUUGACUUAAAUCUAACCAAAAACUGCAACAUUAUUCUUUGUACAUUUUCAUUAUAUAGUGUUAACAAGCUUAGUUGCAAACAAAUAAAAUACUUAAGCUAUUUUGUUUACCUUGCUUUCUUAAUACUGUGAUAAUGUUUAUUCAAAUAAUUUAUGGGAGGCUGCUAUAACCAUUUCCCCAGUAAAACAUGACAUUUAAGAUUUAUAGACUUUUUUAAAAGCCCAUCAGUGAUCUUUUAAUAAUUAAAUAAUUAUCUUACUUCACAUUUGAAGGGUAGUUUGUUUUAUCUCUUCUUUUUCCAGGGUAGUCACUUGUUCCUGGAAGAGGAGCAUAGCGGUGGCUGUCAUGGGCCUUACAGUGGGAUAGUCACACCAAAACAAGGUGGUCUUCAUCAGACCUGAAGACCAAAACCUUCCUUUCUGCAGCAGCAAUUCUCAACUUUCCAGUAUGAAGAGCCCUUUGUUAACCUCAAAAUCUCCCAUUCUUUAAUUAGAAUUUGUACUUUCAGGUGUUUGACUAAGAAAACAAUAAAAGAUGAAUGACAAAUGAA